This is a messenger RNA of Pimephales promelas (fathead minnow), 2869 nucleotides long. It is a transcript of the gene cenpp, whose product is annotated as centromere protein P. The record is from RefSeq and is a predicted model, not a curated record. Gene Ontology annotation, cellular component: nucleus; chromosome, centromeric region. Gene Ontology annotation, biological process: CENP-A containing chromatin assembly. Lineage: Eukaryota; Metazoa; Chordata; Actinopteri; Cypriniformes; Leuciscidae.
GGUUUACCCAUCCAGUUUCCAUUUGGUAUGUUCCGCGUUGACGCGGGAUAUAGUUGAAUCCGUCAGAAAGUCGAGCUGUUUACCUUCAGGAGAAUAUUAAAUUGAUUGAGGAAGAUCAUGGAGCAGAAAUAUGAGGAAGAGAUCCAGAUGCUCCAACAGGAAAUUGAAAUGCUGGAGGCUGAACAGGAGGAGACUUUACGGUCCAUUUUCAUACAGCAUGGAGAUCGACUACAAGAAGAACUAAAUUCAAUCUGUGAGGAAAGAGGAGGUGAAGGAGCACAUAAACGCGCCCUUUCAAAACUCCACACGGAAGUCCGAGACUUGGAGAAAGACCUCAGACGACAGACGGAAAUAAACGGGAUUGCUCUCAAUGAGUGUUUUGUGAAGACGUUACACAAAAGUGAAAGAAAACUUGUUCAGCAGCUCAGACUUGCAGGUCACUGCAGUGUACUGUUGUUCCAGGUUGAAUUGGCUGUGAUUGAGAUUCAGGAGGAUGAUGCUCUUCUCAGGAGAGUUACAGAGCUCAAUAUUGUUGUGGAUGGUGUUGAAUUUAAAGAUUUUUCUGCGUUUGUGUCCAGAGUGGAGGACACAAAAGAUAUUCUCCUGUUCUUCAGGACCUUGAGGACGUUCUCUGAGAGAUGUGAGGAAAGGCGUCAAACGUUUCAGCACUUUAAGGACAAGUACCCAGACGUGGUCAGCCUUCCAGAGGGAUGCAGAUCGGAGCUCAUGAUUAUACGAAGUCCUCAACUUCCCGGGAUCUCCAUGACCAUAUUCUGGAAGAUUGAUGUGUCUAAGGAAGGAGUGGUAAAACCAACGCUUGAGCUCUUGCUGAAAAUGCCAGAUCAGGCUCGAGAAUUGGACACCAAGAAAGUGAUGGAAAACGGCUCGGAUUACUUUCAGAGCCUGCUGCGGAUUCUCGGGGUGGAAGCGUCAAUCGAGGCCUUGAUCAGAACCGCGUGUUUGUGAUAAGUCAGAAAACACAAGCCAACAUUCACGUCAUCAGAACUUCAUAUCUAAUCAUUUUAUUUGAUAUAAACACCUGUACAAUCACCCAUUAGGAACUACAUAUCGAUGCCAUCUGUAAGUGUCAAUCAUUUUUACGCAUGAUAUGCCCACACUGUGUGGGCAUCGUAAAUAUACAUCAUUAGACAAGAGCUAGAAAAAUAAAUAAUUUUAAAUACAAAAUGUCUGACAGCAAAAUCCACUUUGUAUUUUCAAAUAGUUAAAUUUUAACAUUAGAUUACAUCACAGAAACUGUGAUAUUCCUUUCUCUUCUUGCUUAACAGAAUUAAUGUCCAUUCCUACCUACAUAGUGAUUAUAGAUCUUUAUUUCAUAUUUUCACCCUCAGACUCACAAUAUCUCUGGUUCAUAAGGGAAAGAUGGUGUUAAAACGAAGGCAAAAACAGCAAUGCCUGGUGUGGAGAAACUGCACUUAAUCAGAUACAAUAUAACACACGUUAAAACUGAGCAACAUGACGGUCAAACAAACGACAUUGGUUGGACAACGAAAGCGUAAGGCGUAUAAUACUUCUCUUGACACCAGUUCACAUUAAGACAAAAGGGAGUGUCAACACAGUUUGGCAAUGUUGAAUGUUCAUCCAUGUAAAUAUUCACCUGAUGAGAACUGCAUUGACGGCUUUGAGUUGAGCAAGCCGACGCAGUCAACAUCACAGUAAAAGAGGUAAACAGAAGCAUGAGUAUCACUCACACCACAGUAUUUUGUAACAGUAAUAUUUCCCAUGACAAGAAAAUUCUUUAGUUUUGAAGUCGCACAGUAAAAUUCGUAUCAACCGUCAUUGGUUUUUCGGUAGAAGGCGCUAAACUUGCACACAAUGUUAAAUCAACACCGCCAUUUCUGUGGCACAAUAUACUGCUGUUCAACUUCAUCAACUUCUGUAAAGUGCUAACGACAACUGCCAUGCUGUCCAGCUUUGGCCGACUUACAGCCAAUUAAACUGUUCUAUUAGUUCAUUUCAAAACACGAAUAAGUGUAUUAAUGUCAAACACAGUUGUAGAUGGACAGGCGCAGUCGAUUUUGCAUUUUACAGCAGUUUUUUAGCGGGGAAGUGGCGUUUGAGGUGAUAGACUAGCUUUAAAGAAGUAGUUCAUCCAAAAAUGAAAAUUCAAUCAUUAUUUACACACCUUCAUGUCGGUAUAUUCAGGUUUUUCCACAUAUUUGAAGGUCCAAUAAAAAGCACCAUAAAUGUAGUCCAUACAACUUAAAUUUUAAGUGUGUUCUUCACUCAAAACCGAAGUAGUUAUUCACUGAUGAUCUUGUUGUUCGUUCAUGCUCAACACCCAGCAGCGUUUUUGUCCAAUACGGACAAAAUGCCCGGUUAGAAUGAACUGCCGAGCUACAUAAAAAUGAUUCAGCCGUUUUGAUUAGAUUUGCAAUUGCAUGAGGGUGAUGAGUAAACAAUGGCUUAUAAUGUUUAUGUAGUGCAAACUAAUCUUUAAUAAGACACUUCGAUUUGUAUAUGGCGGUAGACGGUUACACCAGGCAAGCGUGCGUGUUAUAAAAAUACACUUUCAUUAGAGAGUAAUAUCAUUAGACUUAUAUUCAAAUUCAUAAAAUCUAAUUUCUGGAUAGUGUGACAGUGUUAGCGCAACCUCAUUCGCUAGCAUGCAACAGGUCUGUGCUUGUCAGUAUAACUGCUACUGUAGCUCGCCGUGGGUCAAUGGUUUGAGGAGCUCUAGGGAUGUAGUCUUGCUAAAAACUCAAGUACUUGUCUGCCUUUGAACUUGAACGACGACUGCUGACACGGCCAAGUUGAUGCAUGGUAAAACGUUCAUUAGGGAAAAUCGCUGUAAGCCACGUUUUGGCACUUGGAAACCACAGUAGCGCUGCUGUGUUAGAGAAACACCCAA